Polyodon spathula (Mississippi paddlefish) is the source of this 1266-nucleotide messenger RNA. RefSeq names its product caveolin-2-like. NCBI's taxonomy places the organism in Eukaryota, Metazoa, Chordata, Actinopteri, Acipenseriformes, Polyodontidae. Gene Ontology annotation, cellular component: caveola. Gene Ontology annotation, biological process: caveola assembly. The record is from RefSeq and is a predicted model, not a curated record. Gene Ontology annotation, molecular function: molecular adaptor activity. The transcript is spliced from 3 exons.
UUUGUUGGGUACAAUUACUUUAAAAAGAAAUGACAAAAUGUAUUUCUCAAACAAAUAGUUACAACAUAUACCUAGGGACAUUACUCUCAAUGAAAUCCUCAAAUAAUCAAACACGAGUAUACAAAUGUAGGCAAAAGUUUACGAAAGAGAUGUUUAGAUAAUUGGCUUCCACUCGAGGUUCCCCUACAAUGUUGCUCUUCAUUAACAAGUGCAUCUUUCCAUUAGCACUUGAGCACAACAUCCCAUACUUAAACAGUGAAAUGUGCCACCUAGGCUUCAGUAACCUGUUUAUUGAACUGUCAGUCUGAUAAUGCUGGGCAGCCAUCCACUGGGCCUGCUUGGACAUUCCGUGAGUAGGAGGUAGAUGUCUUAAUAUACACCCCAACAGAUGCUGAAGAUGGGUUGCCUCAAACAAAGAGAGCUUUUGGUUUAUAUGCAUUUGGAGUUUCCAGUGUUAACAUCUCAGACCUCUUGGAUACAUUGAUAGGUUGUAACUAUGAUAAAGAAGGACGGUAUAGAAGAAACCAAGAUCGAUCUUGGGGGAGAGGAGCAACAGACUGAGAUCAAUGCUGCCCUGCCUCAAAAUGAAACCACCCCAUUGGUGGAGAACCGGGACCCCAAAGGAGUUAAUGCACAUUUUAGGGUGACUUUUGAAGAUGUGAUAGCAGAACCCCAAUCUAUCCACAGCUUUGACAAGGUGUGGCUCUGAAGUCAUGCCUUGUUUGAAGUCUCCAGACUCUGGUUCUACAGAAUAAUCUCCCUCUUCCUCGCUGUUCCUGUUUCUUUAAUCGCUGGAAUUCUAUUAGCCAUACUAAGUUGCCUUCACAUUUGGUGCGUGAUGCCAUAUGUCAGAGUCUUCCUGAUCAACAUGCCUUCCAUUCAGACAAUCUGGGGAUCAAUUUUAGACAUUGCCAUCUCACCAUUCUUCAGGAGUAUGGGGAAAUGUUGCAGUGUCAUUAAUGUACACCUGUCUCAUGACUGAAAUCCCUGGACCUGGACAACGUUAACACUACUGCCUCUCUCAGUAGGCAAUGCUCUGAUGUCAACAACACUGUGUAAAUGCAAUAGCACAGUAAGAUAUACAAAAGCUUCUGUUUUAGUGUAUUUGUCAUUUUAAUUAUUGAUUAAAACCAAAAAAUGCAAGUUUAAAAACAACCAAAACACAUGUUUCAGUCAUAAGUAGAAAUAAUAGAGUGGGACCCUUGGCGUCGAUGUGGUAACAAAAUGUGUUAAGUUGGAAUAAAGGGCUGUGUUUGUGUAGCAUCA